GAUGUCAUGUGAUCCCACCUCUCCUCGCCUCCCUACCCUUUGCUCCUCUCACCAAACAUGUGACUGAAGCCCCUUCCAAAACUGUGAUGGAGACCAAAGAAAAGCUACAGUUCCACAAGCGCUUCCUACCUCUCCCCAUUUCUCCCUUCUUCUUCCUCCCUCGAUUCUUACUGGCCACUCUCUCACUAUCCACAUUGAACCCCACCAGCUUUCUCAGUGAUCUCUCACAAACUCCUCCCUCUCUUCCUCUGAGUCCGCCUUCUGUAGCAAGCAGUGCUCAGACAGUGAUACUGACUGUCGCUGAAACACAAUAAACAAAAGGUUUCAGGCUUCUUGUUUGGCCCCACAACCACAGCGUUUUGCUGUCUCUCUCAUCCAUUCAUUCACGCGUUCAAUUAAAGCAAGUUAAUACGACGAACUCUCUCUCUCUCUCUCUGAGUAUAUUUAACAAAUUUCUCGUUCCCUUCAGUUCUCCCUCAUGAGUCUCUUCUCCAUGUCUGCUGUCGUCGCCCUUCCGUAACUGUAAGCACCAUGACCCAUCUGAGUCAGAUCAAAAGGGAAUUGGCUUCGCCGCCCAAAUGAUGAGGGAGAGAGGAGAGGAGGGAAGAGGGAGAUUGGAGGAAGAUAGACAUUUUGUGUUAUUUUUGUUCAGCGCACUUUUUAAUUCCUCUUACUUUUCCAUGUUGUUGGUUAAGCUUUCUACACGAUCAUUUUAGGUGGGUGCCGGGAUUACUUCUCUUAGAGGAGUCUGAGAGAGAGAGAGAGAGACGGGGGGUGUUGUUUUCGGCCUUCUUGGGGAGAGAGUCUCCUCUGUCCCUCUCUCAUUUCUCUUCUUCUCGGGGACUUAUGGCUACCAAUGGUCGGCUUAUUGCUGGCUCUCACAACAGAAACGAGUUCAUACUGAUCAAUGCCGAAGAACUAAACAAGCCAAAGACGAAAGAAUUAAGUGGGCAGAUCUGCCAGAUUUGUGGAGAUGGGAUCGAAAUAACAGUUGACGGAGAGCCUUUUGUGGCCUGUAAUGAAUGUGCCUUCCCUGUCUGUAGAACUUGCUAUGAAUAUGAAAGGAGGGAGGGUACUCAGGCAUGUCCACAGUGCAGAACUAGAUAUAAAAGGCAUAAAGGUAGUCCUAGAGUCGAUGGUGAUGAAGAAGAAGAUGAUUUCGAUGACUUGGAGAAUGAAUUUAGCUUUGGCGGUCAUAGGAACCAAAAUGAUUCUCGGCAAAUUGCUGAGUCAAUGUUGCAUGGCAGGCUCAAUGUUGGUCGUAGUGAUGCAGGGGACACAUUUGGAUCUCAUGGCGCAUCUGACAUUCCACUCCUUACAUACCGAGGAGAGGAUGCUGGAGUUCCUGAUGAUAGUCAUGCACUUAUUGUACCUCCAUUUGCCGGGGGAAGCAGCAACCGUGUUCAUCCUGUAUCAUUUCCAGAUCAAUCUGUGUCAUCUGGGCCACCUAGGCCUUUGGAUCCUAACAAAGAUUUGGCAGUGUAUGGUUAUGGAAGUGUCACAUGGAAGGAUCGAAUGGAGGAGUGGAAGAAGAGGCAGAAUAAAUUGCAGAUGGUUAGACAUGAGAAUGCAAAUCCUGAUGGUGAUGAGCCAGAUGAUCUUGAUUUGCCCACAAAUGAUGAAGGAAGGCAACCAUUAUCCAGGAAGGUCCCCAUUCCUUCAAGCAAAAUAAAUCCAUACAGAAUGAUCAUUGUACUGCGGCUUGUAGUCCUUGGCUUUUUUUUCCAUUACAGAAUUCGUCAUCCUGUUCCAAAUGCAUACGGACUGUGGCUUACUUCUGUUAUUUGUGAGAUAUGGUUUGCUCUAUCAUGGAUUCUUGAUCAAUUUCCUAAAUGGUCUCCUAUUGAGCGAGAAACGUACCUAGAUCGACUGUCAUUGAGGUAUGAAAGAGAGGGGAAGCCAUCAGAGCUUGCUGAUAUUGACAUUUUUGUCAGUACAGUGGAUCCUAUGAAGGAACCUCCAUUGAUUACUGCAAACACAGUGUUGUCUAUUCUUGCAGUGGACUAUCCAGUUGAAAAAGUUGCUUGCUAUGUCUCAGAUGAUGGUGCUGCCAUGCUGACAUUUGAAGCACUCUCAGAAACAUCUGAGUUUGCUAGAAAAUGGGUCCCAUUCUGCAAAAAAUACAGCAUUGAACCUAGGGCUCCUGAAUGGUACUUUGCACAGAAAAUUGAUUAUCUUAAGGAUAAGGUUCAUCCAGAUUUUAUUAGAGAGCGACGAGCUAUGAAGAGAGAAUAUGAAGAGUUCAAAGUUCGGAUCAAUGCCUUAGUUGCACAAGCUCAGAAAGUCCCGGAGGAUGGUUGGACCAUGCAAGAUGGAACUCCUUGGCCUGGAAAUAAUGUACGCGAUCAUCCAGGAAUGAUACAGGUUUUCCUUGGCCCUAAUGGUGUGGUUGAUGUGGAAGGAAAUGAGCUACCUCGUUUGGUGUAUGUCUCGCGUGAAAAAAGACCUGGAUUUGAUCAUCACAAAAAAGCUGGUGCUAUGAAUGCUUUAGUGCGAGUGUCGGCUGUUCUCUCCAAUGCACCAUUUCUUCUUAAUGUUGACUGUGAUCACUACAUCAAUAACAGCAAAGCUCUCAGAGAAGCCAUGUGCUUCAUGAUGGAUCCUAUAUCUGGGCAAAAAGUGUGUUAUGUUCAAUUUCCUCAGAGAUUUGAUGGGAUAGAUCGACAUGACAGAUAUGCAAACAGAAAUAUUGUUUUCUUUGAUGUCAACAUGAAAGGGUUGGAUGGCAUUCAAGGACCAAUUUAUGUAGGAACAGGAUGUGUCUUCAGAAGGCGUGCUCUUUAUGGAUAUGAUGCUCCUGUCAGGGAGAAACCCCCAAGAAAGUCUUGCAACUGUUGGCCCAGGUGGUGCUGCUUAUGCUGUGGGUCAAAGCGUAAGAAGGGAAUAGGAAAGACCAAGGUGAACAAAAAGACCAAAUCGAAGGAGACUUCUUCACAGAUAUAUGCCUUAAAUGAUGCUGGAGAGGGGCUUCAAGAAACCAAGGGGGAAAAAGAUCUCCUGCAACCCCUGAGGAAACUUGAGAAAAAGUUUGGCCAAUCUCCUGUUUUCGUGGCAGCCACUCUCAAGGAGAAUGGUGGAAUAGUUCAUGCUGCUGAAGCGUCACUCUUGAAUGAAGCUAUUCAUGUUAUAAGUUGUGGCUAUGAAGAUAAAACAGAAUGGGGAAAGGAGGUCGGCUGGAUAUAUGGCUCUGUGACGGAGGAUAUACUGACAGGAUUCAAGAUGCAUUGCCAUGGUUGGCGCUCUGUUUACUGCAUACCCAAAAGGCCAGCAUUCAAAGGAUCUGCACCCAUCAACCUCUCUGACCGCCUUCACCAGGUCCUUCGAUGGGCACUUGGGUCAGUGGAGAUCUUCUUAAGCAAGCACUGCCCUAUCUGGUAUGGUUAUGGGGGUGGUUUGAAAUGGUUGGAGAGGCUUUCUUACAUCAAUUCUGUCGUAUAUCCAUGGACAUCUUUGCCACUCAUUGCCUACUGUACAUUACCGGCUAUUUGCCUUCUCACUGGAAAAUUUAUCAUCCCUGAGGUUAGCAACUAUGGAAGCAUAAUUUUCAUCUCACUCUUUUUGUGCAUCAUAGCAACUGGUGUGCUUGAGAUGCAGUGGGGCAGGAUCGGAAUUGAUGAUUGGUGGAGAAAUGAACAGUUCUGGGUGAUAGGUGGCGUCUCAUCCCACCUCUUUGCUCUUUUCCAGGGCCUGCUGAAGGUGCUUGCCGGAGUUGACACCAGUUUCACAGUCACUUCAAAAGGUGGAGAUGAUGGAGAGUUUGCAGAGCUCUAUGUAUUCAAAUGGACAUCGAUGUUAAUUCCUCCUUUGACAUUGCUGAUCAUCAACAUAAUUGGGACUGUGUCGGGGAUAUCUAGCGCAAUCAACAACGGCUAUGACUCAUGGGGUCCACUGUUUGGGAAGUUCUUCUUUGCCUUCUGGGUCAUUGUCCACCUCUAUCCUUUCCUGAAGGGUUUGAUGGGGAAGCAGAACAGAACACCAACCAUUGUGGUAGUCUGGUCUAUUCUUUUGGCUUCAAUUUUCUCACUUGUGUGGGUGCGGAUCAAUCCGUUUCUGAGCAGAUCAACAGGGCCUGUGUUAGAAAUUUGUGGAUUGGACUGUGAAAAUAACUAAACUGGAUUGCCAUUAGAUGAUCUUGGUUGUGUAGCAUGUGGAAGCUUGCUGAAAGAGACAACUGCUUUGGCGAUUUUUGAUAAAAAAGCUUAUUUGGUUCAUCAAUGGUCGCUUUCGGUGUGGAAGCCAUCAAGCCCUGUGUAGAUAAGAAGCAUGGAACACUGAUCAAGUCUCAUAUUCAUUCUGUGUUUAUUCAUUCUUUUCAUAGUGUUCAAAUAUUGUAUACUUUGGCUUUAUUUUUCUCAUUUUUUUCUCGCUUCGGCUAAUGGUGGCUUCAGGGGCCUGUGUAAUUCAAUGGUCUGAACUUAGAGCAGCUUGUGUCAGAAAUGUAUCAUUUUUCUCCCUUGUUGAAAAGGGCAGGUUACCUUAA
Messenger RNA from Nymphaea colorata (pocket water lily), 4480 nucleotides. Its product is annotated as cellulose synthase A catalytic subunit 6 [UDP-forming]-like. Gene Ontology annotation, biological process: cellulose biosynthetic process; plant-type primary cell wall biogenesis. NCBI's taxonomy places the organism in Eukaryota, Viridiplantae, Streptophyta, Magnoliopsida, Nymphaeales, Nymphaeaceae. Gene Ontology annotation, molecular function: cellulose synthase (UDP-forming) activity. The transcript is spliced from 14 exons. The record is from RefSeq and is a predicted model, not a curated record. Gene Ontology annotation, cellular component: plasma membrane; trans-Golgi network. Bases 847 to 4110 code for a protein of 1087 amino acids.